AUGAGGAGAAACAUUGCCGCUUGUUACAGUGAACACGCCGUCAAAGUCUCCGAUUCUUACUGCUCCGCCGCCUUCCCUCAUCCCCAUGUCGUCUUCUCCAAAUUCCCAUCUCCCACUUCCCCUGUUUCCGUUUCUUCCACUUACACAGCUAAUAUUUCAACCCUCCAAAAUCCUCUGCUAGUUCACCUCCACUGGACUUCCAUGGAAAUGGGUCAAUCCUUUACCAUCAAAAUCAAUUCAAUUUCCCAUCGAAUUCUCACCGGAAAGGGCCUCAAAUCCUUCAAAUCGGUGAAUGAUUCUGUGAUUUCGGUCUUCUGGGACAUCUCAGAGGCCCAGUUCGACGCCGGACCCGAACCCACCAGUGGCUUUUACGUCGUCGUUACGGUGGAUUCUGAAAUCGGGUUGUUGAUCGGCGACGAGAGGGAUAAGUUGGUGAAAUUGGGGAUUUUGGAAAGGAAAUUCGAUGCCCAGUUCGUGAAAUUCUCUUUGGUUUCUCGAACAGAGGAGUUUCCCGGCGAUGAUUUGGUUUUUUUGACCAAGGCUAGAUUCUCCGAUACCGGUAGCCUCCAUGAGAUUCUUGUCAUGUGCGGCGGCGUUGGCGGCGAGGAUUUGAGAAACCAGAGGCUUGCGGUGUUCGUCGACAAGAAACAGGUGGUUGAAGUGAAGAGAUUGAGGUGGAAUUUCCGAGGGAAUCAGACGAUUUUUGUAGAUGGCGGCGACGGCGACGGCGACGGCGGCGUUUAUGUUCAGGAGGAGGAGUGGAUUGGACAGUCGGCUGUGGGUGGAGGAGGAGGAGAAGAAGCAAGAGAGGAAUGGGUUUUCUCUGUUGAUUCGAGCUUCUAA
Cucurbita pepo subsp. pepo (vegetable marrow) is the source of this 843-nucleotide messenger RNA. NCBI's taxonomy places the organism in Eukaryota, Viridiplantae, Streptophyta, Magnoliopsida, Cucurbitales, Cucurbitaceae. The record is from RefSeq and is a predicted model, not a curated record.